AGUGUUCCAACUGUCAAGGUCACUGAUCACCCAAACUGCUACUACGCUGGUCACUAGCUGAUCUUUUCUGAUCUUUUUAAAUGACCGGGAAAAGGUGUAUUUAAAGCUGUUGACAUAUAGCUGCUCUGCAGUCAAAGCCUUUUGGAUGUUUUCUUAUUUCCUUGUGAUUAUUCUGAUGGGCGACAGGUAGACCAUGAGCCAUAUGGAGUAAAAGUAAUCGCUGGCAAAGGUGAACACCCACUCAUGGAUUUGACCAUCUGAAAUCACCUGAAAAUCGACUUUACAGGAUCAUACAAAAUUACCAUAAAAUGGUACAGAGUAUAAGGACGACAGAGAAGAAGCUUGACAGAAUCCCUAAUGUACAAGCUACAGCCUUGUUAAACGUCUCCCUCACAUGAAAAUCACUAAGUGCCUCACAAUGUCAUCCAGAGGUGGAGUUCCUCACAACAUCAGUGUCUCUGUACUCCAUGACUUCUUCGGCUCCUUCUCAUCUUUUCCCUCCACCAUCCCUCCAUCUCCGUCCUGCAGCAUAGAUGAGUCCUACAAGUACAUCUUCCUCCCCAUCUGUUACUCUUUCACGUUCAUCUUUAGCAUUUCCCUUAACUCUGUCAUCCUCUACCGUUCCUUCAGCCGGACCAAGCGCUGGAAUGCUUCACUGAUCUACAUGGUCAACCUGGCCUCUACAGACUUCAUGUACGGCCUGUCACUGCCAUUCCUUGUGGCUAGUUACAUCAUGCGUGACCGCUGGGUUUUUGGGGACUUCAUGUGCCGCCUGGUCCGUUUUCUGUUCUACUUUAACCUCUACUGCUCCAUCUUCUUCCUCACUUGCAUCUCUGUCCACAGGUACCUUGGUAUCUGCCACCCAAUGAAAGUCAUCACACUGGAGACCAAGAAGGCUGUCAAGUGCACUUGUGUUCUGGUUUGGAUUGUAGUGUUUGCUUUGACCUGCCCUAUCUUCAGGUUUGCGCAGACUGGUCAUGUGACAAGAUUUGCAGUUCUUGGCAGCAAUGCAAGCAGUAUUGACACCCCCAAGGUGUCAUUGAUAAAGGGUAAUGCUAGCUAUGAUAACUUGGGAGGGGUCAUUGAAGAGUUCCAGAACUGUUGGGACGAUGCCAUAGAUAAAGAGUUUCCUGAUUACAUACCCUAUGGCGUAAUACUCCAUUUGCUUGGCUUUUUUGUGCCUUUUUCAAUAAUUGCUUGGUGUUACUCUCACGUUGUUCUGACCAUAUUUAGGACUCUGCAUUCUCAGCCCUCGUCCCAUAAAGGUCCGAAAGAGGGAGGACAUGAGGGAAUGGAGCGAAGAGAGAGAAGUAGACCUGCAAUAGUUGGAAGAGGGAGAAGAGGAAGCAAUGGACCGUCGAGGGUACUGGGAAGAGAUGAAGGAAUUUCAGUUUUCCUUGGCGCCCGCUCUCCUUAUGCUAAUCGCAGACGUAAAUCUAUUAAGACCAUCAUUACCAUUACCCUUCUCUUUGCUCUGUGUUUCUUCCCCUUUCAUGUAACUAGAACCAUCUUCCUCCUGCUGAAAGUGGCCAAGGGAGUUCCUUGUCACACCAUGACCAUGGUCUCCAUGUGCUAUAAGAUCACAAGGCCACUGGCAUCAUUCAACGCAUGGCUUAAUGCCCUCCUUUACUUCCUGACUAAAGACAAGGGGGGAGCUCACUGCUGCCAGGCAGUAAACACCACCAACCAACAACAUGGUGGAUAUCUGCUGCCACUGAGGAUGAAGGGAAAAGGAGAGGACGCAGAGGAGGGAGGGAUGGAAAACGGAAUUGACAAUAAGGAAAACAAAGCAUUUAAUAGUCAAUCAUACAUGAACAGAGCAAAAGUCAGAUAUAUAGUUGAAUGAAUUUUUUCAUGAGGAAUGAAAUAAAGAAUUUUAGAUGUGCUGUAGGUUGUCUUUUACUGGAAAACAAAAUAUUAUAUAAUUUAAGCACUGUACCAAAAUCAAUGAUUAAAGACUGCAAGAAUUCUAAUUCUAAUAUACCUUUUAUCUCUAAUUGUAUGUGUCUAAUUGCUGGUCUGCUAAAAGUCAUACUUUGAAAGUUGCACUAGUGAGUAGAUACAACAUGAAUGCAAAUGUGAUAAAUGAUGAUAAUCUGUUGUUUUGUUUGACAGGGUGUUUAUGGAGCCUCUAGGGGCUGUAAACACAUGAUAACUAUCGAGCGUUUUUCCACUUGUGCUGAGGAAGUCUCCUGUUAGUAGUGUAACACGCUCUACUAUUCUUUUGGGUUUUUUUGUGACAUUCCGUAUGUUAGUGUUUUAUGAAAAUGCCUUUGACAGUGUGUUGGUGCGGUUACGUUUAGUUUGAAAACUUAGUUUGGAGAACUUCUAACAUAGCAAAAUAAAAUGCGAUAAAAUCUGAGGAAAUGCUCUCUCUCUCUCUCUCUCUCUAUAUAUAUAUAUAUAUAUAAUCAAUCUGGCUUAUAUCAAUCUGGCCCUUAAAAAUUUAAAUUUCAUAGUUGUAGUAUAGUAACACAUGCCAAUGCCAUGUCUUCAAAUUUUUAAUUUUUUUAUCAGAACAGGUUUACAUAGUUUAAUUAUCAUUUUUCAUGCACAUUACUGCAGCUCCUCUUUUCACCCUGUGUUGAAGGCUUCGUUUUAGCUAUGGAGUGAUACAUCUUAUCU
This is a messenger RNA of Micropterus salmoides (largemouth bass), 2625 nucleotides long. RefSeq names its product 2-oxoglutarate receptor 1. The record is from RefSeq and is a predicted model, not a curated record. Gene Ontology annotation, molecular function: G protein-coupled receptor activity; oxysterol binding. Gene Ontology annotation, biological process: G protein-coupled receptor signaling pathway. Bases 395 to 1846 code for a protein of 483 amino acids. Gene Ontology annotation, cellular component: membrane. The transcript has 2 exons. NCBI's taxonomy places the organism in Eukaryota, Metazoa, Chordata, Actinopteri, Centrarchiformes, Centrarchidae.